GUACACUUACCGGUUGCUAAGCACAGUUCUCACGUUGUGUGUACUAUUACAGCCAAUACUUUUGGUGACAGUAGUCUCUUGACAUAAAGAUACGAAGAUGAAAGUAGUCGCAUUAAUAAGUGGGGGCAAAGACAGCUGCUACAACAUGAUGCAGUGUGUGGCUGCUGGGCACCGGAUCGUAGCUCUGGCCAACCUCCGUCCUGCUAACACAGAUGAGUUGGACAGCUACAUGUACCAGACAGUGGGCCACCAGGCCAUACAGCUGUAUUCUGAAGCCAUGGAUCUGCCUCUGUAUAGACGCACCAUCCAGGGCUCUAGCCUGGACAUCAGCAGAAACUACAAUGUGACUGAGGGGGAUGAGGUGGAGGACCUAUAUGAGCUGCUCCACCUCGUCAAGGAAAAGGAGGGUGUUGAGGCAGUGUCUGUAGGGGCCAUUCUCUCCGAUUACCAGAGGGUCCGUGUGGAAAAUGUAUGUUCGCGGUUGGGUUUGCAGCCCCUGGCCUACCUGUGGCGCCGAGACCAGGAGUCCCUGCUUUCUGAGAUGAUAUCAUCUGACCUCCAUGCUAUCCUCAUCAAAGUCGCAGCCUUCGGCCUGGAUCCAGAGAAGCACUUAGGAAAACCUCUGGCUGACAUGGAGCCCUAUCUGAAACAGCUGUCUCAGAUGUAUGGAGUUCAUAUUUGCGGAGAAGGAGGUGAAUAUGAAACCUUCACCCUUGAUUGCCCCCUCUUCAAAAAGAAGAUGGUCAUCGAUGCAGCUGAGACGGUGAUCCACUCAGCAGAUGCCUUUGCUCCAGUUGGCUACCUGCGCUUCACAGAGAUGCACACCGAAAACAAAGACGCCGAUGUGGUGGCGGGAGCUUUGCCCCAUGGUAGUUGUCCUUGCCAGAACGCCAUUGACAAGAUGACUGAGGAGGUGGAAUAUGCUGAUCAAGCUCAAGACAACCAGCAAGAAUUUACAUCAAAUUGUGACCUUAGUUGUCAGCGGGGCCACGAUCUCCCUCCAUCCUGUUCACCAAGAAGCUCCAAAGGCUUUCAGUGGAUCUCCGGCAUCAACGGCCUUCAGAGUGAAGAUCCUGGGAUCCAGGGCCAGACGUUGGCAGCUUUCACGCAGCUGCAAAGUGAGUUGGACAGCAGAGGCUGGAAGAUGAAGGACAUCAUCCUGGUUCACCUGUAUGUGAGGUCCAUGGACGACUUUGUUCCACUCAACACCGUCUACAAGAACCACUUUGGCACAAGCCCUCCAGCCAGGGUGUGUGUCCAGGCUCCUCUACCUGCCGGUCAGCUGCUGCAGAUGGACUGUCUGCUCCACGACUGGACCAAGCCCCCGGAGGAAGGCUGCUUCCACCAGAGGGAAGCCCUGCAUGUCCAGAGCCUGUCCCACUGGGCCCCAGCCAACAUCGGGCCCUACAGUCAGGCCCUCAGGGUUGAUGAGUCGGUGUUCUGUGCAGGCCAAAUUGCUUUGGUCCCCUGCACCAUGCAGCUGGUAAAGGCGGGCACCAGGACCCAGGCACAUUUGUCCUUCAGCUAUGUGAAGAAGGUUCUGGAGGCUGUGAUCAGCGGCCUGACUCUAGCUCAUGUUGUCCAGGCCCACUGCUACACCACAAGACACCGAGACAUCCCCAUCAUCAGGGCCGUCUGGGAGAGCAUGCUGAGGGCCGCGGAGGAAGAGAAGGACCUGCUGUGGGAGCAAGAAAUCAAACACGCGGCACUUUUGUUUGCCGUGGUACCGGCCUUACCCAAGGGUGCAGCUGUUGAGCUUCAUGUAACUGCAAUUCAAGAUGAUCCCGCCCAAAGGACUUCCUGUCACGUGACUACAAAGGUGGCGAGCGGAUCCGUAGAGUGCCACGCUGUAAUGUCUGCCGACACGUGUAGCGCUUCACUUUCACUUUCCCUGGCUGUGCCCGGAGAUAACCUGGAGGUCGCUGAUGUGAAGGAUGUCACGGAAGCAGUUGGCGCCACAUUCAAGGAAGCCAUGAAGAAGAUGAAUGCCGAGCUGGUGCCACUGUGUGCCAGGGUGUUCUACAAGUGCAACCACAGGCCGGCACGGCAGAUCGUUCAAGGACUUGAAGAAAGUUUGAGAAGCUCUCUCGGCGAGUCCACUCCGUCCGUAGCCCUGGUUCCAGUCCUGGACUUGCCUGACUCCCAGAUUCUCCACCUGUCCUGCUGGAUCAGUUUAUAGAAACACAGCCAGAGUCAACAACCAGACUCCAGUCAUCCACAGCACUGGAAUUCAGUGGGGGCUUUUCCUGGAGGAGCGUCUCUGACAGCCCAACACCUAAUGACUUACAACAAGGACAUCAGUGAAUGUGGAAAAUAAAAAGAGUACAACUGCUCAUUAAUGUUGACUGUGUAUCACCGCUGAUUGUUGAAAGGCAACGCUUUUUCCGUCUCCAAGUUGUUUUUGAUGAUGUGCGGUUUUAAAGAUGUGUUUAUUCCACUUCAUAUCCCAGAACUUAGGCCAAUAAUUCACUUUGUACCGCAGCAGCUGUUAUUCUGCCUUUUGAGAAGAGUCUUAGAGAAGUUCUAUGAGCUAAAGCUGCAUACCAGAAGACUGGAGACCAUAGACUACAAAAGGAGACACCAGCAGUGUCUCAUUCCACCAGGCGAUAAACUGUAUCCCCUGAUAUCCCACUGUUUCUGGUGGAAUUUCUCUCGCCACGUUAGCUAACACCCCUCAUAAAGGCCCAGCGCCACCACCGACACCAUCUGUUCAGUUGUAAACCUAUAGAUUUACUGUGUGACUGGUUUGUGGCAGUGUGUAAUGUGUGCGGAAUAGGUGACUGUGUUUCUCCCUCUCAUGCUCCAUGGGAUUCAAGGUGUGUUAUUAUUGUGUAAUAGGCAAUCAGGGCAAAGCACCUGAAAAGAUUAAGCCUCUUUAUGUUUUCUAUUGAUUCUAAGGCAACCUGGUUAAUAGGAGAGGGACACUACAACACACAGCUGCAGGGCAGGUGUGUGUUCCCUGUGAGUGUGUGUGUGUGUGUGUGUGUUGGGGCUGUCAAUGGACAUUGUGACAAUGUGGGAAGAAAAUAACACUAUUAACCAUUGCUCCUGGAACAUUUCUUUUCUCAAAGAUCAUGAACCGUAUUGAUGAUCUGAGUUGGAAUGCAUCUUCACUCCGGCUAUUCUCUUCAUUGCAUUUGGGAUGGCGGGAGAGUUGAGUGGGCUAUUGAUCUUCGCCGACCACAAUGUUGUUUUGAUUGUUGUUAUUAAAAAUUGAACAAUAGAGGCAGCCAAUAGAGCCUGAAGAUUUUCAAUGAGGGUCGAAAAACAACAAACAAGCUAUUAUUUAUGAGAGCGAGCAAGCCAAUGCCCCAUAAAUAUACAGCGUGUGUUAAUGUUCACCUGUUUGGUUUUAAAGGCCCCACCAGGGGGAGAUUGAGAAUUGUUGAUUGAUGCAGCUGUCAAAUAAUGAUUAAUUUUUUUAUAAAUAAAGUACUUUUAUUAUGUACUUAUACACUCAUACAUUUCACCCACAGAUAUUUGAUUAUAUUUCCAUGGUUUCAAUAAAUGUAGCUGUUUAACAGUCGCAUACGACACAAAUAGCUGAAGAAGACUUUUCUUUGUCAAUUGUCUUGGUUCCUAAAUGUGUGUGUGUGUGUGUGUGUGUGUGAAUGCCAAGCAGAGUGUUGCCAGACAAGAAUGUGCUCAGCAAACAUGCAUGUUCAGCACUCUUCCCUAAUAAACAAUGGUUUACAGAGGAGCUUGAAGUGGUUUUGUUCAAAUUGAGCAAUGAAAAAUGAAGAAACAACACACACCAGCCCAUCUAAAUGUAUUUCAAUUAUAUAUGGGCAAUAGAUUUAACCUUUCAAUUAAAAAAAUCCACACUUUCAAGACAUUUCUGUAUUGUGUUUUGAAUGCCUCAGUGAAACAAUGGAUACACGACAAGAGCUUUACAUGUCACAAAACACAAACUUAACUCAUCAUUUCAGUAAACACGGAGGAGGUCUGCCCACUAAGAUUCAGUGCACGACAACCACUCGCCGAUCACACUGUAAACAUCACAUUGUGUCUUUCAGCAGGCAUGUUUUCAUACAGACACAGGCAAAGCCACAAGUAUAUCAUCACACCCUCAUCAUGGCUAAUGUGAUGGCCUAUGGCAGACACGUUUCUUUGUGUCUUCACCACUGUGUUUCCUCAUGAAAUGAAUAAAGACAGGGUGACAUUUAGUUUUCUCAUGUGUUUUGUCAAAUGUACAUUUUCUACAAAGCUGACCUGCAACCGCUCUACAAACACAACUGGCUGUUGUGGCUAACAUUGUCCUGUGUGUGCGCAGUGUACACGCCUGCGGCUCUUGUCAUUGUGGCCUUGCACAUGGACUUUAACUGUGUGUUUCUUCCUCCAGGCUAACCAGGCUGAUGUGUUUGACUCUCUUUCCCCAUAGCAGUGGGCUACAGUAAGGGGAGCCCAGCUCGGGAGCGGCCUCGCUGCAUGAGAUGCCUCCUGACAUUGCGGUCUGUUUGCCUCAGUGACUGUGGUUUUGUUUGUUUGAAUAUUUGAACCCUUUUUGUUUCAUAAUGUAUUGUUUUCCUCCCCUGACGUAUUGUGAAAGCAUGUAUUCAUGGUCACAGCCCUGAUUAAAUGAAACUUGUUCUUUCU
Molecule: messenger RNA, 4596 nt
Organism: Cottoperca gobio
Lineage: Eukaryota; Metazoa; Chordata; Actinopteri; Perciformes; Bovichtidae
Gene: dph6
Product: diphthamine biosynthesis 6
Biological process (GO): protein histidyl modification to diphthamide
Molecular function (GO): diphthine-ammonia ligase activity
Source: RefSeq, a predicted model, not a curated record